Molecule: messenger RNA, 2088 nt
Organism: Dovyalis caffra
Lineage: Eukaryota; Viridiplantae; Streptophyta; Magnoliopsida; Malpighiales; Salicaceae
Source: the annotation of a GenBank genome assembly
AUGCAGAGAUUUGUUGACACCGUCCUUGCUGUUACAAAAGAGUCGGUCAAGACGGUGACGUAUGAGUCAUUGAACAAUACUGUUAGGUUGAUAAAUGGAGUGUCAGCUAUUUUGUUAACUAUUUUGCCAGGGAAGGCUAAUGUUCUUGAAGGUCUUCAUGGCUGGGAGCUUAGGCCUACUUUUCGUGGACCUCGAUUACCCCGUUGGAUGGAGAAUGGGGUGUCCUCUUUCAACAAAUUCAUUCAUGAGCUUCCUAUGGAUUCUGAUUCUUCAAGUGCUGAUUAUUCAUCGGCAGAAGAAGAUGGUGAUGGAAUAUGUCCUUCAACACCAUCAUCUCAAGGUUCACGUAUCUCACGUUCAAGUAGUUUCAGCAAGAAUUAUAGACAUUCAACAGGAUGGACCAUCUUAUUAUUUUCAUGGAUUUUGUUCCCCUUAAAGUUUCUUCUGGGAAUUCCUACCCGCCUGUGUCGUUUAUUUUACAUCAGGGUGUCAACAUCCCCCUCUUCUAGGGGAACCCACCAGAAUUCCUCAUCACACUCCAUUAAGAAAAUGCAUACAUUAAGGGACCAUGUCAUUCAUCGCACUACGGACAGGAGACGGGGUGUCAUUGAGGACCUACAUCUAGCAAUUGAGGUUCUCAUAGAAGUUGUAUUUGAUUUUUUUCAUAAAGCAGCACAUUUUCUUCUUUCGCCAUCAGAAGUUCUAAAAGCAAUCUGUAGAUGGUUUUCCCCUCAGACAAGUGGCAAUGAAGUUAUCAAUGUUGGUGUUUCUGAUACAUCUGUCCCUGCAGCUACAGUUGGAGAGGAUGAUCCAGCUCCUACAGAGAUGAAAACUACUUUUCACCAGUCUCUGAAUACAGAUGCUCGAACCUGCCAGGAUGUCAUAACCGAGCUUGGAUACCCUUAUGAAGCUAUUCAUGUCAUCACUUCAGAUGGCUACGUUUUACUUCUGGAAAGAAUUCCUAGACGUGAUUCCCGGAAAGCUGUUUACCUCCAACAUGGGAUAUUGGAUUCCUCUAUGGGUUGGGUUUCCAAUGGGAUUGUUGGAAGUCCAGCUUUUGCAGCAUAUGAUCAAGGAUAUGAUGUUUUCCUUGGGAACUUUCGUGGUUUGGUUUCUAGAGAGCAUAUUGACAAGAAAAUUCCCUCACGGAAGUAUUGGCAGUAUUCCAUCAAUGAGCAUGGGACAGAGGACAUUCCAGCAAUGAUUGAGAAGAUUCACCAAGUUAAAACUGCUGAGUUGAAAAUUAGCCAGCCCAAUCUUGAGGAAGAAACCAAUGAUGAUCAACCUUAUAAACUUUGUGCAAUCUCCCAUAGUUUGGGAGGAGCUGCCAUGUUGAUGUAUGUUAUAAUACGCCGGAUUGAAGAGAAGCCCCACAGACUAUCUCGUUUGAUUUUGUUGUCCCCUGCUGGCUUCCAUCAUGAUUCCACCCUAGUCUUUACAGUUUUUGAGUAUAUGUUCCUUCCUUUGGCUCCUAUUCUGGCACGUUUUGUGCCUGCCUUUUACAUACCAACAAGAUUCUUCCGUAUGCUGCUUAACAAGCUGGCUCGGGACUUCCAUAACUACCCAGCGGUUGGAGGGCUGGUUCAAACCCUUAUGAGUUAUGUUGUUGGUGGAGACAGCUCAAAUUGGGUAGGAGUAUUGGGGUUACCACACUAUAACAUGAAUGACAUGCCCGGAGUUUCCUUUUAUGUGGCUCACCACCUUGCACAAAUGAAACGCUCAAAGAAAUUUAGGAUGUACGACUAUGGAAGUGCAUCUGCCAACAUGGAUGUUUACGGAUCUCCAGAACCGUUGGACUUGGGUGAAUGCUAUGGGUUCAUUGAUAUUCCAGUUGAUCUGGUUGCUGGACGAAAGGACAAUGUGAUUCGGCCUUCAAUGGUAAGAAAGCAUUAUAGGUUGAUGAAGGAAGCCGGUGUGGAAGUAUCAUAUAUUGAAUUUGAGUAUGCUCACUUGGAUUUCACUUUCUCCCACCAUGAAGACCUGUUGGCCUAUGUGAUGUCAAGGUUGCUGCUUGUCAAGCCAGCUCGGAAGCAGCUACUUAACAAGAAAUCUUUAUGGUCGAAAAGAGAAGGACAAACAAAAUGUUGA